Messenger RNA from Heterobilharzia americana, 378 nucleotides. The record is from the annotation of a GenBank genome assembly. NCBI's taxonomy places the organism in Eukaryota, Metazoa, Platyhelminthes, Trematoda, Strigeidida, Schistosomatidae.
AUGUCUGUCAUUUUUACAGUUGGGAAGAAGGCAACUGAAAUAAUCAGCAGCACCAGUUCUCCAUUACCAAAAGUACGAAGAGCAAAUGGUCGUAUUGCAAAAACUUCAACAAGCAAUUAUCAACCAUCAGAAAAUGUCAUUGUAUGGAACCUGAAUUUAGACGGUAAUCAAGUUAGUUUGGCUUAUUGUACGGAUACUCAAAUUUUAUGGUGUAACGAUCAACAGAUACAAAUUCAGGUAAAGGGUGACAGAAAUUCACAAGAAUCUCAUUUUUCCCUCAUGAAUCACCAAGGCCUACUGUCUAUUUUACAUGAUAUGGCUACAAACGUUGCUACUUAUAAACUUUAUAUUGAUGGCAAUGAAAUCAAACGUUCAUAA